AUGAAGGGUGGAAGGCCAAUCAAAGAGGUUUAUAUGAAUGAGUUUCGUAGUUGGAUUUCUGACAAUGGUUUGGUUGAGGCUGAUGCUAUUGGUUUUAUGCAGUUAGUUGAGGAGAACUGGAAUUUGGAUCUUAAUGGUGCUCCCCCUUUUGUUUUUACUUCUAAGCUGAAGAGAUUAAAGGAGGCUAAAUUGAAGCUUGAAACUGAGAAUGAUCUUCUUGAUUAUGAUCCGGCUGAUGAGUUUCAAUUCCUAAAGGUUGUGGAUGCCAAAAAGGCUGUUGAUGAUGUGAGAACGGAGUUGGAAAUUAUGCGUAAGAUGAAGUUGAGAGUAACUUGGUUGGAGGAUGGUGACCAAAAUACUCGUUUCUUUCAUAAUAGCAUCCGCAUGAGGAGAAGUCAAAAUACCAUCUCAGAGCUUAAGGUUUCUAACGAUACUAAUUUGUUUUUGCAGGAUGAGAUAAAGGAUUUCAUUGUUAAUCAUUAUCAGGCCAAGUUCAAUGGUGGUGACGUUCAUAGUGAUCCAGUUUUCUUUAAUAUUGAACAUGAGAGCAUUUCAGUUGCUGAGAGUGCUUAUAUGGAUGCUAUUCCAUCUUUGGAGGAAGUUAGAGUGGCGGUUUUUGACUUGGGAGCUGAUUCUGCACUUGGCCCAGAUGGAUUCACAGGCUCUUUCUAUAGACAGUAUUGGGACAUUAUUUCUAGAGAUCUCUUUAAUGCCAUUGCAAACUGUUGGUCUAUGCGUAAAAUUCCCAAUGGCAUUAAUUCUAGUUUUAUUGUUCUUAUUCCAAAAAAUAACAAAUCUGAUGCUAUUAAGACUAUAGGCCAAUUGGCUUGA
Molecule: messenger RNA, 831 nt
Organism: Papaver somniferum (opium poppy)
Lineage: Eukaryota; Viridiplantae; Streptophyta; Magnoliopsida; Ranunculales; Papaveraceae
Exons: 3
Coding region: 1-831 (276 amino acids)
Source: RefSeq, a predicted model, not a curated record